UUCUCUCCUUCCUCCGUGUCACCAUUAUACUGUGAUGCGCUUUUACUUAAACUCUCACGAGUUUUCAGUUCAAUUGGAGAUCAAUUGGACUGUUCCCGCCCUCCCCUCUCCUCAGACGCGGCAUUUUUAGACUUCAGUCUCUUCACGUAACCUCCGUGUAUUCCUUCAUAUUUCCUGUCACUGACUGGCUUAACUGCGGCUUGAGCUGUAUAUUUCCGACCGCAAUUUCUAAAAUCUGCUGCCCCCUUAUGUCCUUUUUAGGGUGGUGCAGCUAUAAAUAUAUAUAAUUUUUUCCUCAUUAUUAUAUAUUAUCCAUUCCUAACUAUAUAUAACAGUUUACUAACUAGUAAUUAAUUAUAUAUUAAUUGGUUAUUACCUAAUUCAUAAUAUGUACAAUACAUCAUACUUCAUCAUUUUACAAAAUACAAAUAUGUCUUCUGAACAAACUUCUACUAAAGAUUGUGAAUAUGUGUCUACUGAGCAGAUACAAGAUAUUGUUGACCAAUCUGUGUCAAUGUCAGAACAAAAGGCAGUUAAUUCUGCAAUGGUUACUAUGCAUGAGUCUGUGACGAAGUCGGUUGCUAUGGCAAUCUCUCAGUCUUUCGCUCAUAAAGCAGCCCAAAGCGCUAAACAUACAAAAAAAUACUCCUGUAAAGAGGCAUUCUGAUUAUGAAGGCCAUAACCCUCAGAAACACAGAAAAUCUAUUCCUACUGAGGUGUGCCAGGAAACUGAAGAAGGCAUGCGUCCUUAUUGCAGCCAUACUGCAGAUGCUCCUUCAUUGCAUCUUUCACCCUCCAUUCGUGAGGAAGUAAAUAAAGUACAGAUUAGUAAAGCCUCUCAUCAGUCAAAACCGAAUUCUUUUCAGGAAUGCUCUGAGGACACUUCUGCAAAGGAUUCUAUUUCCUCAGAUUCUGAUGACGCCCUCCUAUUACCCAAUUGAUUCGGAGGGCAGUGAUACAAAUUUCGAUGAAAUUGAUACUGGGAAUGCCACUAUCAUAUUUGAUAGCACAGGCAUCCCCUUUUUCGAUCCCUCCCACAUCAGGCAUCCUAGGUUGGGAGAGUGGAUCAAUAUUUAUCCCACUGGAUUAAAAAAGGGCUUGAUAAAAAGUCCCGUAACAAACUUAGAGCAGAGUACCCUAGGCCUACUCUUCCCGCUAAUGAUGCAGCAGCUCCUGAACUUGACCCCAUUUUGAUCAAGUAUCUGCAAAAAUCAGGGAAAAACCCUAAGAAGGGUGUUGACUAUGCCUUCAGGACAUGUCAGGAUAAGGUCCUCGACCUCCUGGGCCCCCUUACAAAAAUUUUGGAGCUAUCUGAAGAGGCCUCUGUGUCAGAUACUCCUAUUGAUGUUAACACCCUAAAGGGUUGGUCUCAAAGAGCAUUCACUAGCAUUGCCUAAGAGGCAUAUAUCUCCAAUGAACGGACACGGUCAAUUUUAAUGAAGUUGGAUCCCCAGUUGGCCCAUUUAGCCACUUCUGAGUCCUUCACACCUACUGAGGGUCUCCUGUUUGGGGAUAAUUUCAUAAAAGAAAUCUCCAAAUAUGUCGGCCUAUUUUCGUCUUUAGAAAAGGCACAGGCCUCAUUAAAAAAAAGGUAUUUUCAAAUAAAAUUUGUGAAGGCUGGGAAAAAUCGGGCCAUUUUCCCAGCCGAGCCCCACAGUUCAGAUCACAGUUUUGAGGCCCCCCUCAACAAGACAGACAAUCCUACAGUGUUUCUGUUCCCCAACUCCAGCCUUUCUUCCCCUACCGAGGACAGCCCUGGAGCGCAAGGGGUCAAAGAGGUGCCAACCGGUCAAGACCUUCCUCAGGUGGUCCUGGCAUCAGUCCCUGGUCAAGACACCUACAUGGCCAUAAAAAUCAUCAACAAAAAAGAGGGCAAUGAGGAUACCAUCAAGAGAAAGUUGCGGAUACUCCUGGCGGCCCGAGACUGUCCGUUUCUAUGCCACCUCUACGCCGCACAUCAGUCUUUGGAGCGUGCCUACUUCAUCACAGAAUAUCUGUCUGGCGGCAGUCUGGAGGAUUUGAUCAGGGUGUGCGGCUAUCUGGACAUCAACAACAUAAGGUUCUACGCAGCAGAGAUGGUAUGUGGGCUCCAGUUCCUCCAUGGACAGAACAUCGUCCACAGAGACCUCAAGCCGGAGAACAUCAUGUUGGAUGCAGAAGGCCACAUCCGCAUCAUUGACCUGGGCCUGGCACAAGAUGGAGUCACAGCCUCCAGUAGGAUCGAUGGAGUGACAGGAACAUUCUACUACAUGGCCCCGGAGGUGCUUCUCGGGAAGGAGUAUUGUACAGCAGUUGACUGGUGGAGCCUCGGGAUUGUGUUGUGCAGGAUGGCAACAGGACGCUUCCCAUUUUACAUUGGCCACAGCAAGCAGAAGGUUUUCAGAGCCAUCACCAGAAAGGAGCCGAAAUUUCCACCCGGGCUGGAUACUGCUAUUGAACAUCUCAUCACUCAACUGCUACGCAAGAAUCCGGACAAGCGCCUGGGGGUGCGAAGAAACAUCCGGACGCAUCCAUUCUUUUCCACCAUUGGCUGGGAGGAGCUGGAGGAGAAGAGAGCAGAGCCACCAUGGAAGCCGUAUAAGACAGUUCUGCAAAAUCACCAUCUGCAGUGGCCAGAGGACACAGAGACUCCCCAUCAUGUGACCGGAUUCAAUUAUACGUCACCAAGCUGGGCCCGGUAUAUGAGAAGAUCUGGACUCUGAGGACCCCGCGGCUACUGCCCAGAACCUCCGGUCUCUUGACCCCAUGCCUCAUGUCUCUGCUGCUGUUACCUUGGCUGCCCUAGAACAUCAUCUCCCACCUCAACAUAGACUUGGCAUCCUUCAAUCCAGGGCUGGCAUCCAACAUCACUGCAGCCCGAAGAUCCUCUAUGCCCCAGGAGUGGCCUGUGCUUAGAUUCCAUCUGGUGAGUUCAGGAACAAUAGUCGCAUGUUGUGGUCCUGGGAUGCUGAGUGAUGUCUAUUAUCCCUGAACUCACCCAAGCACAGGCCGGGUAAGUACCACACCCACCACAACCCACACACACUACAAGAUAGGGAUAGGUGCACACACAAAGACACAUACCACAGAUAGGGGACAUAUAUCGGCUCGAUCCAGGGAUUUAUUCUGACCGCCAUAUUUGGGGUCGGGAAGGAAUUUUUUCCCUGAUUUGAGGACAAUUGGCUCAUUCCUUACAGGGGGUUUUCGCCAUUCCCCUGGAUCAACAUAGCCAUAAAUAGGUUUAGCAAAUUAAUAUCAUGAAUUACCCUAUUAGUAACAAAACAAAUUCUAAAAAAAUAAUAAUAAAAAAUAAUAAUAAUAAAAAAAUUAAUAUAUAUAUAUAUAUAUAUAUAUAUAUAUUUAUAUAUUAUCUUAAAAUUGUAUUUGUCCCAACCAUAAACAUUAGACUAACACACAUGAAUAAUUAAAUAAAAUAAUAAUUUAAAUUAAUUUACCCCCCUACCUAUCACUCAGGUUUGGUACCAGCCUUUGAUCCAGGGAUUUAUUCUGACCGCCAUAUUUGGGGUCGGAAAGGAAUUUUCCCCCAUGAAAAUAAGGACAAUUGGCUCAUUCCUUACAGGGGGUUUUCGCCUUCUCCUGGAUCAACAUAACCGUAAAUAGGUAUAAUAUUUAGUGUAUGUGUGUAUAUAUAUAUAUAUAUAUAUAUAUAUAUAUAUAUAUAUAUUUUAAUAACAUAAAAAUUCCCUUUUACAAACAAAAGAUAUAUUAAAAAUAUAUAUAUUUGCCCUAAACAUAUACUUUAGACUAGUACACAAUUAUAAUAAAAAAAAUUAUUUAAAACUAACCUACACCCCUACCACACACAUAGAUUAGGUAUCGGCCUUUGAUCCUGGGAUUUAUUCUGACCGCCAUAUUUGGGGUCGGGAAGGAAUUUUCCCCCCUGGUAAUAAGGACAAUUGGCUCAUUCCUCACAGGGGGUUUUCGCCUUCCUCUGGAUCAACACGGUUCAGUACAACAGACCACAGACUUACACAUACACAUAUAUAUUAGUAUAAAGCAAAUUUGUUCAUCACUGUCCCCCCAUCCCUAUAAAUAAACUCUUUCUUUUA
Molecule: messenger RNA, 4049 nt
Organism: Hyla sarda
Lineage: Eukaryota; Metazoa; Chordata; Amphibia; Anura; Hylidae
Product: protein kinase C delta type-like
Exons: 3
Coding region: 1437-2702 (421 amino acids)
Biological process (GO): protein phosphorylation
Molecular function (GO): ATP binding; protein serine/threonine kinase activity
Source: RefSeq, a predicted model, not a curated record